This is a messenger RNA of Peniophora sp. CBMAI 1063, 1119 nucleotides long. NCBI's taxonomy places the organism in Eukaryota, Fungi, Basidiomycota, Agaricomycetes, Russulales, Peniophoraceae. The record is from the annotation of a GenBank genome assembly.
AUGUCUUCUCGCGCACUGUUCUUCAUCUCGACCCUCGCGGUGGCUCAACGCGCGGCUGCUCACGGAUACCUGGGAAGCGUAGCGAUCGACGGCACGACCUACACAGGUCCUACGCCCUCUGCCAACCCGAAUGCUGCGAAGAGCACGAGUGUCAUCCGACAGGUGGCUGAUAUUAGUCCUGUACAAGGCGCAAGCAACGAUGAUCUGAGAUGUGGGCUGAGUGCCGCAGCGGCCAGUCAAGAAGCAGAUGCAAAGCCGGGGAGCACUGUGGAGUAUUGGUGGUCUGGAGGAGGGGGACAGAAUUGGCCACACAACACGGGGCCCGUCAUAACAUACAUGGCCGAGUGCACGGGCACGAGCGACUGCACGACAUUUGAUCCCACGAACGCGGAAUGGUUCAAGAUCGACCAAAUUGGGGAGUCAUCUGCCGGGACUUGGUAUCAGGCUGUAUUUAUGCAGAAGCAAUCGCUCAAGCUAACGAUACCCACGAACCUACCUUCCGGUCACUAUCUCUUCCGCAAUGAGAUCAUCGCUUUGCACAAUGCCGUUUCGGAGGGUGGCGCAGAGUUCUACCCGGCAUGUGUACAACUUAAUGUCCAGAGCGGCAGCGGCAUCACCACCCCAAGCCCCACCGUCAAGUUUCCUGGUGCCUACAGCGAUACUGAUCCAGGUAUCUACGUGCCAGAGAUUUACAACGACGACUUGCAAUACGUCUUCCCCGGUGGACCUGUAAGCAACAUGGCAUCAGCCAGCGACUCGAGCGGAAGCCCUCCUGCGGAUGAGAACGCCAGCACGAGCAGUGGUGACGGCUCUGGCGCCGUUGCAUCUGGUUCAGCAACAAUCCCUACCGCUACUGCCUCAGGCUCAUCGGGCUCUGCGUCCGCGGCGCCAACGACAUCCGCUGGAUCGAGCGGUAUCGGCUCUGGCUCCUCAUCAACAGACACCUCAGUCUGCAAGCUCGUCAAACGCUCUACAUCUCAGAGUUUACGCAAACGCAGCGCUGACGUGGAGAAGCGCUGGCCGGGUCUGGACGAUAUGAAGCAGGGACUGAAGGAAGUCAGGCGGUGGAAGCUCGGACACUGGGCGCGGAUGAAGGCUCGUGGGAUGAUGAGCUGGUGA